AUGAAUACGGUUAUUUCUCAGGUUGAAAACGGGGAUCUGUCGUAUUGCUACCGCAAGGAAAUUAUUGUUCACGACGAGGAGACGCUCGACGACAAGGACACGGUACUUCCAGUGGAUAUUGACCCAAGUUGUCCAACGUGGUUGAACUUUACUGACAUAGGCACCACCAAUAAUUCAACUCCAAGUCCAAAUUCAAACCGGGAAGCUCAUUUUGCCCCUUCCGAUUCUGGCCAUACCCAACUCUACCAGAAUCACCGGGGCUUGCCCACGAUUCAAAGAAACAACAUAACCACGCGUGAGGAAAAACAUCAGCGGCCGCGGCCCCAUCCAUUGAAUUUGGGAAACAACUUGCACCACCAAGCAAACGAGAUGAUAGCUAUUCCGCCCGUUGUAGAGCGCAGCCAGCAGAGGAACAAUGAGCCCAAAUUUGCAUCGUCUCAAACAUUGUCGAGUGGAGCCCCCACCACCAGCAGAAAUUUCAAAACAAGCUCGAGGAUAUCGCCCGAAGCUCUACCGCACCACCUAAUUCGAGACGUUAAGUUCCAGUACCAACAGCACGUCAUUGAGUUUCUCAACUAUGUCAUUGGCAAAUAUAAGGAGUGGGAAGACUACAUUGAAGCCAGUAGUUUAUUUUGGAACGACUCGUACGAAGGAGGGUUGGUGCUACAUAACUUGGCCAAGAUCAGCGAAGGGUACCGGAAAAUGAUCUUGAGUGUGUUGAGAGCAUUGAGUGUCCACGCCGGUAUUGCAUUGAACCCCAUCAAUCUGCACAAGUCGCAAAAGGAACUUGAUAGCGACUUGAUCAAUUGCAACAUCUUCCAAUUUGUCUACAAUUGUUCGAUCGAGGAGAUCAACAUUGGAGACUUGAUCAACACCUCGUUGUUUUCAAACGAGUUCAAGUUUAACUUGAUGAGCUACUACUAUAAAUUGGACUUUCUCCUUAGCAAGCAAGUGCGAGACGCCAAGUGGCUCGCUAUUCCCAUGGAAAUCUGGUACAAGUUGCCCUCCUACAUCAAGCUCACGAGAGACCACUUGAAUGAAAUGGCCCAUAGGCGCAACUGCCAAGAUUUGGAAACUUGUCUCGUCAAGCUCAACUCGAUCACUUCCAAAUUGCCCCAGAUUGACGAAAUGAAGAAACGCAGCCCGGUUUCAGAUUGGAAGGAUUUGGAAAAGAUUAAUCUUCAGCUAGAGGCCAAGUUCCCCGAGUAUUGCCAUUUCAAGAAUUUCGACUACUCCAAGCUUUACAAUGCACAGCAAUUGGCCGAUUUCAAAGGAAACCCCUUGAGCUCCUCGACUGAUAAUGAUAUAACGCAUUCGAAAUAUAGAGUGAAACAGUUGGGCAAAGUCACCACCACCAGCGCACGUCUCGGCAGAAGAAAGACGUCAUCUUCGGCUGCUGCUGCUGCUGCUGGUUCUUCGACUUCUUCAUCGGUGUCGAGGGCAACUUCAUUAAAGUCGUCGUUUUCCAAUAUGGUAAAGAAACACAUUUCUUCUAAUGACACCGAUAAGCACACUCAACAAACAAAAUUGAAGAUCUCUGAGCCAUUGAGCGUGAGAAAAGAGGACUCGAGGGAACUGGUCAAGACACAUGGUGCUGCUCAAGAUAACGACAAACUGAGCAGUGCAAAUAAGCAAAAAACAAUGACGGAGCAAAUGAAGCUGGUGCUUCAGCAGCAAGAGUCUCUUGAUAAUAAUAAAGGUCAUCCGCCUCCGAGACAGCAGUCGUUACGCGAUCAACGCGGCCACCCACUCAAACCAACGGGGAAAGUUCCCGAUCUACCCUUGCCGAGCAAAACCAAAGACGUGCUCGCCUUAUCAACGUCAACUUCAAUUUCAACGUCAAAGUCAACCUCAACCUCAACUUCAGUUUCAACUUCAACGACUUCGAUACCCUUGAGAAAAUCAAAUGAGAAUCGGCAUCCCAAGGCGGGGCCGAGUUUGAGCACUCACAAACCGAUAACGUUGGUGGCACCCCACUUACAUAGCAACAAGCAGGUCGACACAUCGCAUCUUGAGCACCAGUUGAUGUGUCUACGGCAAUUGCGAGAAAAGUUGUUCAACUUGGGACCGCAGUUGAUUGAAUUUUUGAAUCUACAAUUGAGCUACUGCAAAUUGUGGCAGAAGUUUCUUGAAGAUGAAGAGAAACGGACGCAGGAUGAGCAGAAUGGCGUCAUUUCCGAUCUUGACCAAUUGUUGAAGACGCUCGAGAUGGAAGCUAGUCGAGACGAAUCGAGAAAAACAUUAGAUCCGCGUGCAGGGGCAUUUUCACUGCCUCCUGCUCCUCCACCUCCGCCGCCUCAACCACCAAAAUCUCAAGUUGGCAGCAAGAAGUUGAAACAGAACCCCUAUAUCCGAUCGAUAUACCAGUCAUUCAAUGAAAAACUCUGCGAUCAAAUCGAAUUCACAAAGUCAACCAUCAUAGUCCACGUCGCUGAUCGGUUGAUCAUUCCCAUUGAUGAAUGCUUAAAGCUAUGUCAGCAAGGUAAAGGCGACAGGCAAACGUUGGAUAAGUUUAUGGAGUUGAUUGUCAAGCAGUAUAACAAGUUGUAUUGCGAUUGGUUGGAAGGGAUGAUUGGGCCCAAGUCGAUCAAGGAGUACCAAGCACUAUGCGAGCGAAUCGAGUCCUUGCAAAGGGAAAGCGGAGUACAAAAUGGUACUACCGCAGCGAAAAUAGGUGGUGGCGAUGACAUUAUAGCGUAUUUCCAACAGUUGACAAAGUUGAAGAACUUGGUUUCCGGAUAA
Molecule: messenger RNA, 2742 nt
Organism: Lodderomyces beijingensis
Lineage: Eukaryota; Fungi; Ascomycota; Pichiomycetes; Serinales; Debaryomycetaceae
Source: the annotation of a GenBank genome assembly